This is a messenger RNA of Capsaspora owczarzaki ATCC 30864, 2741 nucleotides long. RefSeq lists its product as hypothetical. NCBI's taxonomy places the organism in Eukaryota, Filasterea, Ministeriida, Capsasporidae. The coding region runs from base 1 to 2682 and encodes 893 amino acids. The record is from RefSeq and is a predicted model, not a curated record. Gene Ontology annotation, cellular component: nucleus; site of double-strand break; replication fork. Gene Ontology annotation, biological process: response to radiation; error-prone translesion synthesis. The transcript is spliced from 2 exons. Gene Ontology annotation, molecular function: damaged DNA binding; DNA-directed DNA polymerase activity.
AUGAGCUUCAGUCUGCCCGCUCGGCCGCCCUGCCGCGCCAUUAUGCAUCUUGAUCUUGAUGCAUUCUACGCACAGGUUGAAGAGCGUCGACUCGGCGUCCCUCCAGGCGCCGAUGUCCCGUUUGCCGUGAUUCAGUGGGGCAUGAUUAUCGCCGUCAACUACGCGGCGCGCAAGCACGGCGUCGCUCGCUUUGAGCUGAUUCAGAACGCGUGGAAAAAGUGCCCGAUUCUGCGCGCGGUGCACGUCCAGACAUUCACUGGCGAUGGCACACAGCCACAGGGCUACUAUCCAAACCCGCGCAAGGCCACGCACAAGGUCUCGCUGGACGCCUACCGCGACACGUCCGCGCGGAUUUUCGACGUGCUCGAGCGUGCAACUUCAGCGCCAAUCCAGAAGGCGUCCGUCGACGAGGCCUUCUUUGAUCUGACCGAGAUUGCCUGGCAGAGGCUGUGUGCGUGGCACGGCAGGCUGCUGCGUGCUCGACGGGAGCAGCUGGAGUCCGAGUCCGAGUCCGAGCCAGAGAGAACGAGCAUCGUGAAUGGCGUUGUUCCAGCCAUCCCCGCUCCUGCGACCCACUCGACAGCCACAGUCGAUGAGAAUCAUGGCGUGAUGCCUAAUGAUGAAGCGUCGAGCCCAAGAGCAGCAGUCCAUCCUGCAACUACGGCGCCACACAACGACGUUGAACCCGAUCGUGAAUUUCGCACGACUCCAACAGCAACAACAACAACAACAACAACAGCAACAGCAGCACCUCUUGUGCUCGACAAGCAUGAUGUCGUGUCCGUCAGUGGGCUCAAUCCAGCUGCCAAUCGGCCCAUUGUGCAAGUCGCGUCGGGAAUCGAACCAAUCCAUGCUGGCCAAUUUGCAGAUUACCAGCGUCUUCCGUCGCAACCAGUGCCCUCGGGCCCUACUUUUACCGCCGACGGUGUGAUUGAUUGGAGCACCGUGGGCGCAAUCCAGCGCGACCAAGCCAUUUCGAAGGAAGAGGCAGAGUGGGUGGCUGAGCUUGACGACGACGGGUCUUCCACUCAUGCUGCUCAUUCGACAGCAGCAGCAGCAGCAGCCGCAGCAGCAGCGGUGGAUGAGCACAUGGUCAGCGACAUGAUGGUGGAUGACUUUGACGAGACAGGAUAUGAUUUUCAUGAUGCGACCGAGCUGGACGAAUCCGACGCGUGGGCAGUUGCCGACGCAGCCAGCAACAAGACCAACCCUGCGCUUUUUGACGCGAGCCAUGCAUCCGUCAGCCUGCCCGGCCCAAGCAGUUCCACCACCGCAGCGCUUGUUGCGCCGCCAGAAUCAGACCUAGUGGCAUCCAUCCACCCUUCUACCGCCGAUAUAGCACCAACCGCCAGGGAUGCAGCGAAUCCCACCUUGCUGCUUCUCUGGUUUGCAGCUCAAAUCACCUUGGAGAUUCGCAAUGCUGUUUUAAACCAGCUGGAUUUCCACUGCAGUGCUGGCAUUGCCGAAAACAAGAUGCUCGCCAAGUUGGCAAGCUCGCUCAACAAGCCGAACAAGCAAACGACUGUCACGUCCACCGGCGCCAUCGCACUGAUGCGGUCAUUGCCCCUGCGAAAGAUUCGCGGAUUGGGCGGCAAGCUGGGUCGUGAGGUGUGCAAGCGGCUCGGCGAUAUCGAGCUGGCCGGCGAGGUCUGGUCGUUUCCGCUGAGUCGGCUCGUGUCGCUGCUCGGUAGCGACACUGGGCCCUUUGUUUACGCGGCAGUUCGCGGACGUGACUCGUCCGCAGUUGUUCCUCGUUCCACGACCAAGUCCAUGCUCGCAGCCAAAUCCUUCUCCCCGGUUGUUGAGACGUAUCAGAGUUUGCUGGACUGGCUGCGAGUAUUGGCAUCCGAAUUGGUCUUGCGCAUGCGGGCAGACAAGCGUGUUCCGCGAACGCUGAAGGUUCAGUUCCACCGCGCAUCGCCCAAUGGACGCGCAAACAGCCAUGCCUGGUGGUUGGAGGGCAAGAGUCGGUCUUGCCCUCUGCCUCACGAUCGCUUCAACGCCGAGCUGCUGGCAUCCACUGCGUAUGGACUUCUCCCUAGCGACGCUCGCGAAAUCUUACCGUGUCUGAUGAUUGCUCUUGGCGCCGAGGGGUUGUCGGAAGGACCCGUCUCGGAGUCAAAAUCCAUCGCCGCCAUGUUCAAACGCGUGGCAGAUCGGCGUCCAGAGGCAGGGCUACAAGACUCGGUUUCUCAAGCAAGUGUAUUUGAUGCGGGCGAUGGCGCACAAGAGUCUUUGACGCACGCGGAGCCCGCAGGUGUUGGAUUGUUCUUGCACGCCUCCACGCCGCUGAACAAGCCUCCCCACACAGCCGUUGCUGACGACGAUGACGGGUUUCUCGUUGUAUGUCCAAAGUGUGGCGUGCGCACCACGAUUGAUGAGGUGGACGAGCAUGCCGAUUAUCAUGUCGCGCUUGCGUACCAGCAACAAGACCGACGCUCUCAGAUGCAGCAGCGAGAAGCGCAACUGCUCGAGCAGCAGCAGCAACAACGAGCCGCAUCAGAUCGAGAAGAGCGAUUGACUCAAAAGCGGCCACAUACAUCUCAGCCCUCGCACAAGGAAAAGCGACCUCGGGUAGGUUCGGUCAGCAGCAGCAACAGCAAUAGUAGUAGUAGUAGUGGUAGUAGUGCCAGAAAUCCAAGCAAUUCAACCUUGACAUCAUGGCUCAAGAAGGGAUCUUGAUAUUGACAAAGCCACGACGCUUCCUCUUCUUCCCCCAAUACAAUCAGAGUUUUCGUGCA